UUGACCCCGUGCUUCUAAACAGGGAUCGCUCCAUGAUCCGCAGGUCGGUGGCUGCUGCUGUUGUGAAAGAGAAGAAGAAGGAACUCUCCGCGUGUGAACCAGGCUGAAGGGCGGUCUCAUCUCCUCGCUACACUCCGUCGUCUGCGCGUGUGCUCCGGCUGCAAGUGAAGGUUGUCUUUGCCUCCGCUCCGACAUAACGAACCACGGGGACAAGCCAACGGUUAGCAGAGAAGGGAAGUGGGCUCCGCUGUCUCUUUCCGUCAGGCAGAUGCUUCCAGCUGCCCAGCUUGACAAGAGUGAAGGGGUGUGUCAACUAGCAGAUGAGGCAGUCCUGGACGAUGUCAUCAGACUAAAGGAGUCAUCUGCAGUGUUGACACAAGAGCAAGACCGAGGGGGGAUAAGGAAAGAGGAGGAGAAGGAGGAGGUCAACAACAUAGAAUACAGAAGAAUGGGUGUGGGGAAAAACACCACCUCCAAGUCAAUGGACAGCGGCAGUGAGGGAGUAAAAUAUGAAGAGGAGAGCAAACAUGGAGCAGAUUUCUACCCUAUACCGGUGGUGGUCAGUGGAGUCAAUGGUGCCAGUGGAGACCAGGACACUGAGAACACAGAACUAAUGGCCAUAUACACAAAAGAUAUUCAAGGUGCAGAAAAGAGCUCGAUGUCCGAGACAUUGGACAGCACAGACAGUAUGGACGCAAGAAGGAUGGAUAUGAUCUAUACCAUUGAAGACACCCCACCCUGGUACCUGUGUGUAUUCUUGGGCUUACAGCACUACUUGACGUGUUUCAGUGGGACGAUCGCGGUGCCGUUCCUCCUCGCUGAGGCGAUGUGCGUCGGGUUCGAUCAGUGGGCCACCAGUCAGCUCAUCGGGACCAUCUUCUUCUGUGUGGGGAUCACCACCCUGCUACAGACCACAGUGGGCUGCAGGUUACCUUUGUUCCAAGCCAGUGCUUUUGCCUUCCUGGCACCAGCCAGAGCCAUCCUGUCCCUGGACAAAUGGAAGUGUAAUAAUACAGUGGUUCCAGUACUGAACAGCACCGAGCUCUUCAACACGGACGACAUUUGGCAUCCGAGGAUACGAGAGAUCCAGGGGGCCAUCAUCGUGUCCUGCCUGAUUGAAGUGUGCAUUGGGGCCCUUGGUCUUCCCGGGAUCCUCCUGAAGUACAUCGGACCCCUGACCAUCACCCCCACUGUAGCACUCAUUGGCCUUUCUGGUUUCCAGGCUGCAGGGGAAAGGGCUGGAAAACACUGGGGCAUUGCCAUGCUGACUAUCUUCUUGGUGCUGCUGUUCUCACAGUACGCGAGAAAUGUUAAUUUCCCUUUCCCGGUCUACAAAGCCAAAAAAGGCUGGACUUCUUAUAAACUUCAGGUCUUCAAAAUGUUUCCUAUCAUCAUGGCUAUUCUGGUGUCAUGGCUGUUAUGCUUCAUUUUCACAAUAACGGAUGUUUUCCCGCCGGAUAAAAACAAAUAUGGGUUCUACGCCCGUACAGAUGCUCGUCAAGGAAUCGUCACGGCGGCGCCGUGGUUUAAGAUCCCAUAUCCUUUCCAGUGGGGUUUUCCAACUGUAACCGCAGCAGGUGUGAUUGGGAUGAUGAGUGCUGUGGUGGCCAGCAUCAUCGAGUCCAUUGGAGAUUACUAUGCCUGUGCUCGCCUCUCUGGUGCUCCUCCACCUCCCAUCCAUGCAAUCAACAGGGGGAUAUUUGUGGAGGGUAUUUCCUGUGUGCUGGACGGGCUUUUUGGCACAGGAAAUGGCUCUACCUCCUCCAGUCCAAAUAUAGGUGUCCUGGGAAUCACAAAGGUGGGCAGCAGACGUGUGAUCCAGUACGGAGCCGCCAUGAUGCUGCUGCUGGGGAUGGUGGGUAAAUUCAGCGCCCUGUUUGCCUCUCUGCCCGAUCCUGUCCUGGGAGCUCUGUUCUGCACCUUGUUUGGUAUGAUCACUGCAGUUGGACUGUCCAACCUGCAGUUUGUUGACCUCAACUCCUCCAGAAACCUCUUUGUCCUGGGCUUCUCCAUCUUCUUCGGUCUGACGUUGCCAAGCUACCUCAAAAAAAACCCGCUGGUGACAGGAAUAGUUGAGAUUGACCAAGUGCUGAAUGUCCUCCUCACCACGGCCAUGUUUGUUGGAGGCUCCGUCGCCUUCAUUUUGGACAAUACUAUCCCUGGUUCUCCUGAGGAGCGAGGCCUCAAGAAGUUGAAGCGUGGAACGGGCGUCAAUGGUGCAGAACUGGAAGGGAUGAGAUCGUACGACUUGCCGUUUGGAAUGGACUUCAUUCACAGACACCCCAUCUUCAAGUACAUCCCCAUCAGUCCUGCCUUUACAGGCUACCAGUCUUUGAGGCCACAGAAAACCUGCAGGAGAAGAAUGGGACCUGGAGAAGUGGUGAAGGGAGGAGGAACGGGAGGCGAGGGAGACUCGGCAGCAGGGGAGAGUCGGGUAUAGUCGGGAAGGAAUAAAAUGUGGCUGGAUUUGGGGAGCAGGGGAUGUACACUAAGGAUAAAGGACUGAGGAGGAAAGACCGAAGCAGAGCAGGAUUUUGAAUUGUAUGUUUGAAAAUGUGAUGCCUCCCCAUCAUUAUUUGUUUACUUUAUUUUGUGACUGUUUGUCUACUUGCCCACUAUAUUGGUUAAAGCAUGCUUAAGCAGGUCACAGCAUGUUUUUAAAAGAUGUCACCACACAGAGGUUAGUUGGUGUGUGUGUGUGUGAAUGUGUCUCCGGUUAGCAGUGAGAGGUGACUGCACAUUAUCCUCAAGUGAGAGGCGAUAGACGUGGAACAAUCACAGCUGAACGGUUGGUAAUUCACUUCUGCUGACUUUCGUGUGCCAUGUCAUUUUUGACACAUUCUCCGAAAAGUGCGCUAGAUUUGAAUGUGUCGAUUUUAGGAUUAUGCAAAAUUACUGUUCCAAAUCUCGAGGCUCAUUAUGCAACCGCUUUAGAGAUGCACACACAUGCUUAAACACCAACCGCCUCACCAGAACUAGUGCAACGAAGCACUUUGUGGUCAUGCAGACGAACGGAGACGGUUUGUCAGGUGCACUUAGCCAUGCAAAGUGAUUGUGAAGUUUAUUUUUGCACUAUCUGGCUCCUACAUUUAGAAUGUCUCUCCACAGCUUGUGCCCACAUGUCUUGAGUAAAACUCCCCAGAGACCCAUUUUUUAAAAUAUGUAGACUGCUGAUAUUCAUGGCAUCUCCCAUUUGAUCAGGGGAAAAUGUCACAAACCUUCUAGUUCAUGUCUCUUUACAGUCAGUAUUAUGCAUCAUCUGUAAACCAGACCAAGACGUUUAAUUAAGUUUUUUUAUUUUAUCUAAUAAUCAGCUGGUUUUACAUCUCCUCGCCUGAACUGCUGUAAUGACGAGAGUGAAUCUGCAAAUUUUUGGCCUCACAAAUAUGCAGAUCUUCUCUCACAAUCACUUGUGAGCAGAGAUUUAUGUAAAUGUAGGAUUAACUCUACCGUUAAUAACUACCACUAUCCAACCUAUGCGUUUUUUCAGUGUGUUCACUUAGCUGUUGUAUAACGUUACUUAGAACUUAGGGUGGUGGGGUUUUUUUUUCGAUGUAAUACUUUUUUUUUCCACUUUUAAUGGCUCUAAUGGAUUUUCCCUACAUUCCUCCUCCUCCCCGCCGCCCCUGCCACUCUCAUCCCACUUCAGCUUUUAACUCCUGUCGUUGUCGUGUCUGCUGUUGUUCGGACCUUUUUUAGUUCUCAAUGCAAAGAGCGAGUCCGUUGACCUCUCUGCCGCUGCUUCUACAAGAAAAACAAACAGCAGUUUGUGAAAUACCAUACGUCAUAUAAAAGUAAAAAGUAAACACAAAGGGGAAAAUAACCAAUAGAAAACAGAAGGUAAUUCACAUUUAGUCCAAGAGAUUUUUACUUCAUCCGAGUUCUAAAAGCUCUUAAUGUUCACUUUUUGCUCUGUGACCAAAAACCAAUACUUUUCAUUAGCAUUGGCAGUUGCAGUUGAGAAUCUUCAUCUCAUGCCUUUUAUCACUUGUGUUUUAGCUAUUUAUUUAUUUAUGCAAAGUUGGUGUUGAACGAUGGCUUGAAGCAGGUCUAUUUGCCGCUUGCACAAUGUUGAAAAUAUAUUUAUUGUUACACUUUUUGUCUAUUUUCUACUGCUUUAUCCUCCACAUGAGGGUCGCGGUGGGCUGGAGCCAAAUCCCAGCUGACAACAUAUAUACUUGAUAAGAAUAGGUGUAAUGAUGAUGAUGAUGAUGAUGACUACAUGCUCCUCUCUCUCCCAGCCUCUGGAACAGUUCAUGCUUUUAAAACAUCUCACCCCAAGGUCAACAGCUCGUCAUAUAAGUUAGUCAUGUAAAAAGCUCGCUGCUUCUACUUCAUUCCAAUUAUAUCAUGUUGUUUAAUAUAGAGGUGGAAAAAAAAACAAACACUUUUUUUUAAACAUUGAACUGGAUUGUCAUGUCAAAUUUCUGUCAGGGCCCUUUUUUUUAAAACAAGUACUGUUUGCACAUGUAACGGUGCCAAGAAAAUCAGGGUCAGGGAGUGAGACAUUCUCACUGACUUCAACCUCUGUAAUGUCACUGUUGUGUUUAUACAGGAUAUUUAUUUUUUUCAUGACUCUAAAGCCUGAUCUUUUCUGAAUUUCUUUGGGCCCCACCUCAUCUCUCUUUACAUCACUCUCAUGAUUUAGUCAUUAUCAAAAGACACUGCUACCAUCUGUCUCAAAUUGGAAUUUGGAACAUCACAGUUCUCGAAAUACUAAAUACUUCACGGGCACCAUUUUCAGUUGCCCGUGUCGGUAUAUGCAGUAAAUAAGGUUAAUAUUUACAGUGGUAUAACAUCAGUGAUCUCAUUUAGGCUGCAGUAGGCAGGAUCAAUGGAAUCUAAAACACCCUGGUUUUGGAAUUGUUGCUCCCUGGCUCUGAGCUCUGAAGUGGAGCAGCUCUAUGAACUGCCCUGUGAUUGGUCAAAGCCUCCCAAUCACACUAUAGAUUUAGUUUUAAGGCGCAGUAGUGGCGCUCUGUCUCAGAUCAGUUGAUACACAUUAUGCUAAUAAUGCAAUUUUUAUGUUUAAAGUCACAACAUUUGGUGCAGCGCGAGAUUCACCAAAUAUUCUACCAUCCUUAGUAGACGGUUAAUAAUCUCACCAUCUUGAUAGCUGUUAACCGGUGGAGUUUUUGUCUGUGUGCUGCACAUGACGUGCACAAAUAAUCGCGACUUGUGACUUUUGUUCCCUGUGUCAUAUUACAUGCGACUAGCACUUAAAUUUAAAAAAGUUCUUUCUGGACACUUGCAUACUUGUUGAAGUCCUUAAUUCCUGCAGAGAACCUGUCAUGUUUAGUUGUUUCUGGAUGCAGGAGAAGACACAGAGCGGCCAUCUUAUUAAGAGCCUGUUGGCAGCUGAGUGAACCUGCCUUAUUACUUAACAGCAAGAAGAACAUUGGACAACUUUGUGCCUAAAUUCAUCUUCCUCUUAAUGUCCAAUUUUACCCCCACAGUUAUCUUACACUGUCCCCUUUCUUUCUUUAUUUUUUUUUAAAUCCUCGAUACAUGCAUGUGUGAAUGAGUCACACAUUGUCACAACAGAAAUGGCUCAAUUACAGUAGCCACACCUCAGAUUUACUUCAUCAUUUACAUAAAAGAAACAAACCGAUGGCUCUUGAGAAGGUGGUCAUAAGGUGCAUAACACAAAUACAUCAGUUUCUUUCAGUUAUCUUGAAGGGGAUGCUACAUGAAAACAAAUAUAUACUAUGUUUUAUCUGUGUUUUAUCUUUUCCAAUGUGUCUACUUUUAUACAUCAUGUUAUGUUUUUGCAAGUAAAUAUUUGUAAGAAACAAAUCAUAACUUUCAAUCUUAAAUCAUGCUGAACAGCAGACAAUUUUGUUUACUUUUUCUCUAAAAGGUAAAAAAAAACAACCAAUAUUUAAAUUCUAUUUUGAGUAUGUGGUGUGGUGGAAUUCUUUUCCAUAAUACCAUACUUGGUGUUUGUUUCGUAGGACCUUUUUAAAAUUGUAUUUUUUUACUCUAACAUUGCUCUCUCUCCAUGUCAUUGCAUUACAGUAUACUUUGCUGGUAAUGUGAAACUUUACCAGUAAACUUUAAAUAUGUAAACAAAUAAAUGUAUAUUUAAAGGAGUAAAGUUUGCUAAACCUUCUGGAAAGAAAUUGUGUAAACUAAAUAGUAGCAAGAAAUUGUGUUAUUCUUUGUUCCUAAAGCUAUUUAAUAAGAUGUUACUGAAUGAA
Molecule: messenger RNA, 6200 nt
Organism: Solea senegalensis (Senegalese sole)
Lineage: Eukaryota; Metazoa; Chordata; Actinopteri; Pleuronectiformes; Soleidae
Gene: slc23a2
Product: solute carrier family 23 member 2
Exons: 16
Coding region: 269-2440 (723 amino acids)
Biological process (GO): transmembrane transport; L-ascorbic acid metabolic process
Cellular component (GO): membrane
Molecular function (GO): transmembrane transporter activity
Source: RefSeq, a predicted model, not a curated record